Messenger RNA from Rotaria socialis, 543 nucleotides. The record is from the annotation of a GenBank genome assembly. Lineage: Eukaryota; Metazoa; Rotifera; Eurotatoria; Philodinida; Philodinidae.
AUGGGAAACUCAAAAAGCACUCGAAAAUUUUUGGAACUGAAACACCUUGAAGAAAUCACUGGUAUAAAUCGACAAGAAUUUUCCAAGAUUCACGAAGAAAUGAAACGUAAAAAUGGUGACGAAGAUGUAGUACUUAUUGAUCGAAGUGAUUGUCGUCAUUUUAUCAAUCGAGUAGGUGUUGGUGCUUAUAACCAAAAGCAAGUGGAUAGUGCAUUCGAAAUUUUUCUUCGUGAUGGGAAAAUGACAAGUGAACAACUUUUUUCUUGUGUAGUCAUGUUAAGCGAAACAAUGGAUGGUGUCGCUAGACUUACUUAUGUCGUGGAUACGCAUAAUCCAAAAGGUGCUAAUGAAACUAUUAUUACACGUAAGUACGGACAAAGGAUUUUGAAAUAUGUCGCUGAAUUUUAUGAUAUAAAAAAAGCUGCUGAACCUGCACAAGUUUGGACUCAGAUUUGCGGUGAAAAUGAUCCCACACAAGUAACACGAGAUGAAUUUAUUAAAUAUAUUAGCACAACUGCUCCAUACAAAGAUUUUUUAAUUUAA